Messenger RNA from Plasmodium gaboni, 3105 nucleotides. RefSeq lists its product as hypothetical. The record is from RefSeq and is a predicted model, not a curated record. The transcript has a single exon. NCBI's taxonomy places the organism in Eukaryota, Apicomplexa, Aconoidasida, Haemosporida, Plasmodiidae. Bases 1 to 3105 code for a protein of 1034 amino acids.
AUGACCAAAUGCAAAAAUGAAUUGAAAAUUUUGAAAGAUUCCAUAAAAAAAAAAAUCGAUGUAUACAAAUACAAUGAAAAGAAUGAUAUUUAUAUAAAGUAUAAAAGUUUAAUACACCGAUGUGAUAAACAAAUAGAUAAAGAUCGAAUUCGUUUAGGAAGUUAUUUAUUUAAGAAAGAUGAAGCAUAUAUGAAUGAAAAAGAUAUAAACAAAUUAUUGAAUAAAAUUAUAAAAAAGAAAAUAACACAUGAAUAUAUUUGGAAUAGAAUAAAAAAUAUGAUUUUUAAAUUUAAUUUAGUUAAUAUAGAUAAUCAAAAUGAUACUUCUUUGUCCACCAAUUCUUCGAAAUCUCUUACAUACAUUAAGAACAAUAAAAAAAAUAUUCUUUUUUAUAACAAAUGUUAUGAUCAUAUUAAUGUAUAUUUAUUAUCUAUUGCUUUACAAGUUAUGAAUAAAAGAAAUAGCACCUUUUCUAAUUUUCUAUAUUCAUAUAUUAAUGCUUUUUUUGAAAAUAUGGAACCAAGACAUUUCCUAUAUAUAUUCUAUAUUUUAGUAAAAAAUACAUAUCGUGAUUUAAACCAAAUAUUAAAUAAUAACCAAACAAAUGAACACAACAAUAAUAAUAAUAAUAAUAAUAAUAAUAGUAAUAAUAAUAAUAGUAAUAAUAGUAGUAAUAAUAAUAGUAAUAAUUAUAAUAAUAUUCAUAUCAAAGAUUGUCAACUAUACAAUAUAAACCAUAUUCUUUUUGUCAAACAAAAUUAUGCACAUCAUAUUUAUUAUUCACAAAAAAAUUUUAUUGAACUUUUAAAUAAAUUCUGUAUUGAUAAAAUCAACUAUUUUUCUUUCAAUGAUAUUGGUUUAGUUUGUGCCGCACUCUCCUACUUCUCAUUGAAACAAAACCCUUUCGUAGAAUUCUGGAAUGAAUUCCUCCUCUACAUUUUUGACAUACAUAAAGUGAAUCAAAGAAAUAUAACAUAUGCUCAAAAAAGAAAACAUAAAAUAUAUCAACAUGGAAAAGAUAAACAAAGUGAAAUAUAUUCACAUGAAAAAGAUAAACAAAGUGAAAUAUAUCAACAUGAAAAAGAUAAACAAAGUGAAAUAUAUCACCAUGAAAAAGAUAAACAAAAUGAAAAAUAUUCAUAUGUACAAAAUAGCCAAAAUGAAAAAUAUUCAUAUGUACAAAAUAGCCAAAAUGAAAAAUAUUCAUAUGUACAAAAUAGCCAAAAAAAAAAUUCUUUUUUUUCGGAUAACCCUUCGGAAAAAAAACAUGAACAUUCAGAAUCAUUUAUUAAGAGAAAAAUGAAAGCCUCUAAAAAAAUAGACCAUUCCCUUAUUGACUAUGAUAAAUAUAUAGAAUUGAAUGGAAAAAACAUUUUGAGUAUCCUUAAAUAUAUUGUGAGUUAUUAUGAGAUAUAUCCUUGUAUAAAAAAAGUUGCAAAUAGAAUUAGCAUAAUUUUGGUGGAUCUUUCCAUGGAUUUAACUCUGCAUGAAUGUUCAGAAAUUAUAUAUUAUUUAAAUAGUUUGAACGAGUUAGAUCAAAUAUUUUUGAAAGAUAAAAUAAGUAUAUAUGAGUAUCAGUUAAAGGACACUUUUUUAACAACUUAUGAUAUAGGUUGUUUAUUAAAAAUAGCUCAAGUGUUGAAUGAACAAAAUUAUUAUGGUAACAUUCCAUUUUUGCAUAUAUUUUUAUAUAACAUACAUAAAUUUUCGUUAGAAAACGCUACUCUGUUGUUUCAUUUAAUUUGUAAAAAUUAUGAGAAUGAUUAUAUGAACUGCAAUUUAGUAGAAGAAAUGGAUGGUGCGAUAUAUAAAAAAAAAAAAAAAAAAGAAAUUUUUUUUAAAAAUGAUAAUGAUGACAAAUUUUUUGUGAAUAAUAAAAAUUUGUUAAAAGGAUUAUGUACUUUAUUAAUAUCAUAUGAAGAUAUAAUAAAAAAUAUGUCUUACAAGGAAAUGUUUUUUUUAUGUGAAAUUUUAAAUAAAGAGCAAUUGUUUGUGCACCCAUCUAUUUUGGGAUAUAUAUGUAAUCGUUUAUGUGACGAUAUAGAAACAUAUAAAUUUUCAUUAUUGAAUUUUUCUUCUUAUGUUGACUAUAUAAUGUUUAUAACAAUAUUUAUAUAUAAUAACAAAUAUAAUGAUGAUAAGUUGUUAAAUAAUAUAUAUUCAUUAUUUCUAUGCAACCAUACAGAUUAUAUGUUGACCAUUAAAAAUAUGACAAAAAAUAAAAUUUAUCAUUAUUGUUUUUAUUUAUUAUGUAUUAAAAAGGAUAUGACAAAAUGUGUAACCUACUUAAAUUUUAUAUUGAAGAGUGUGUCCUUAUUUGAACCUCUGAUGUUAUACUAUAUAAUUUUAAUAUAUUUUUAUAAGAGUGCAAAAAAUAAUUACAAGAAUUUAUGCAAUAUAAAACAUAUAAAUAAAAAAAAAAAAAAAAAAAAUUCUAUAAGCUUUUCAAAUAGUAAGGAUAUUAUAAAAAGUAAUAUAAAUAUGAACAAUCAAAAUAAUUUAUAUAAACCAUUUAUUAACCUAUUGAAUGAACAAGAAUUUGAUGAAGAAUUACUUAGGUUGUUUUUGCCUAUGUGGAAUGUAAUUUUAUCAAGGAGAGGAAGAAAAAUGUUAGAUUUUUUAAUUGUAUUGAAUAAAUUUUAUGAUAAUAUAAAUGUAAGACAUUAUUUAUUUCACGAAAGGGUUAUAAGAAAGGUGGAUAGAUAUAUUAAAUUGGUUCACAUGAAAAAUAAAAGAACAAAUAAAAAUAUAAAAUGCGAAGAAAAUAUUGAUUAUGAUAAAUAUUUUAGUUGUAUGAAAAAUUCUGGAUUCAUAAUUCUUUGUCAUGAUCCAAUUAUCAAGCAGCCAGUCCUUUUUGAUAUAAACAAAUUAGAACUUAUAAAAAUACAACGAAACAAUAUUUAUAAAAAUGAAAUGUCUACAAAUGAUUACAAUAAAGAAAAGAAAAUAGAGGAAAGUAUAAAUUACUUGAUAAAUGAUUAUAAGUAUAAGAAGGAUAUUAUAAUUAAAAGAGAUAGCACAAAAUAUUCGAAGCCGGCAAAAUAUUUUCAAAACUAUAAAAGGGGCACUUCAGUCCAGCAAUUUCUUUCCAUAUAUGAUGAUUGA